CCCCAGCAUCGCAAUAAUCUAAAUCUAAAUAACAGACCUACAACCUCCACUUCGGUACCUUCGGAAAAUAUGAGCAUGUUAUUCAACGCUGCGGAACUUCAAAAAUUAAAACAAGCUCUCCAUGUGACUGAUGUGUCUUGCGUGCCCCAACUUCUUUGUGCUGUUGUCCUGGAGAAGAGUGAAACGGUAAAAAGAUUGUUAAAGGAUGGACAUUACGUAGAUUCCUGUGCAGAGGAUAAGUCAACUCCUCUGAUGUGGGCGGUCCAUAACAAAAACCUCGAAAUAAUCAACGUGCUAAUUCAGCAUGACGCUGACCCUACUCUUCUGGAUAAUGAUAUCAACAACUCUGCCCUGAUCGCUAUUCAGUCAGCUUGUUGGGAUGAAAACGAUUUCUUAGAUUUUUGGAAGACAAUCAGCAGCAGAAUAGACAUCGAUCAUGGGAACAUAAGAGGCAACACUAUAUUACACUAUGCCAUUAAAAGGCAGUGGAACGUUCUGGUUGAUCAAAUUUUGGAAACUACUGCGAAUGUGAACUGUGCGAAUGCCAAGGGUGUUACUCCAUUGAUGAUGGCUGGCAUUAGAGUAAACUCAUCAAUGGUAAGUGCUCUUCUUCGAAGUCAUGCUGAUGUUUUUCAAGAAGAUUCGAAAGGUUGCACUGCCCUGUGUUACUCGAUUGCUUGUAGCAUGCAAAAAAAAUUUAAAGCACCACAUCCCUCGCUGCAGAAGCUCGUAUGUACUGUAAAUACAGUAAACUCGAACUUGACCAUUGAAAGUUAUCUGAAGAGGCGUCUAGAGCUUCUGAUCCAUCCACCUGUGUUGGCGAAUAAUUUUAUAUCAACGGUAAAUUCCAUAAUUCGAUCUGUAUUUGAAUUCUUCAUCCAGCAUAUCCAGUCUGGUCUCAAGAUCUUACUGAAUUUAGAUGCCUUUGGCAAGAUUCAAGAGGCGGUAGAUCAACACAUGUGUAAUUGGUUGCAUCUUGAAGCUAUACUAGGAAUUUUGAUUGAAUUACUUUGUUACUCUAAUUGCGGCACCAGUGGAAAUAUAUCUAACAUAUCGGAGACCGAACUGAUGGAUUUAUUCACCACUGCUGGGCUUCCUGAUACUUGUCUUCGUAUAUUGAAACGAUAUGCUGCAGACUCAAAGACUCGUUGGGUAGUGGCUUCUGGGUUGGAACCUCUGUUUGCCAAAUGUACAGCACAUGGAAAAGCUAGGGAAUGGUUGAGGAAGAAUUAUCACCAUCUGGAACCAUAUUAUUCCGGUUGCCCAUCGAAAAGUAAUGAAUUAUCGCGAAAACUGACUAAGAGAGAUCGGCAGCGUAAUCUCUGUGUUAAAACAAUGAAAUUUCGUUAUCUCAUAUCAAAAUACAAGCAAGGUGAUAAGAGUGUAACUUUACAAUCGCCACCAGAAUCUGCUCGACACGAGAGCAACCGAUCCAUCGGUGAACAUCCCUCAACCACAAGUGUGGGUUCUUCAAAACGACAACGUCAUAAAAUUAAAACGCUGAAGAUGAAAUUGGCUAAAAUAAAAGGCAUGACACUGACUGAACGCAAGAGUUCAUCUACUCAAAGUGAGGCCGGUAUUAACUAUGUUGCAACAAGUACUCGAUCUACCCCAUCAGGAGAUGUUACAGCGUGCUUUGACUUAGAAUAUAGUAGUUCUCAGACAAAUCUCGUAUCCGACUCGUUGCAUCGAGCAAAUGAUAAUGGUCCACAGAGGCCUGCACAGAAUGCAGAGAAAAUUGAGACUGUUUCAGGACAUACUGCCAAUAACAUGAGCUUGACAAAGAUCUCUACUGGUACUGUACACCAAAGAACUCAUACUGAUGACAGUUGCCCUAUGAAUAAAAUGGAGCUGUUAGAAGUAGGAGGCACCAAGGAAUUUCAGACAUCUCCUACAUUCAAUGAACCAUUGGAAUGUAUUUUGCAAGGGCUUAAUGCGAGCACCUCUUGCGACACUAUUUCUUCAUUUUCUCAAUUGAAUGAGAACAGGGACUAUCCAAAUGACGGAACUGUCCUCGGUCACACCAAUGACCUGGAUGAAACUGACAAUAUAAAUGAAUAUGCUAUUGGAAAUGUUGAGACUACGAUUUCCUAUCUCUCGACAUUGUUUGAAGGAAUUAUAUCUUCUUACAAAAGAAACUGGCAGCGUGAUCGAGAAUUGGGUUACCCAGGGUAUAAGGGUAGGCAAAGUGAUCAUAUGGCUACUACCGAGGAACAGCUUAAAAUAAAAACCGAAGAGAUAGCCAGGCUUAAUACCAUACUACCCAAACUGGAAGAUACUUGUAUCGAGAAAUUGACAGAAAGCUGGCUAUCUCUAAUGACAAAGAUUCGUCAAACAGCCAAUAAAAAUGUUAAGAAAUUCAAAAGCGUCAUUGCUUUACUCCAUCUACACCUACUUACUUAUCAAAUUUUUCCAAAAGAAGAUCUGGAUCAGAUCAACAAUUCUAGUCAGAAGGAUGGAAGUAUCGGUGACGAACGAAUGAUGAAAGAAGAAUCUGAUUCAGUUCAUCAAUCCAUUGGUGAUAUUUAUGGUCAAGAAUCUUACCAAUCUCGAGAAAUACAACACCAUUCUACGGUAUACAGUACCAACAACUUUUGUAGCAAAAGUGUACCAGAUAACGGUUUUGGUGAAACGGUUGUUGAGCAAUACCCACUAAAAUCUCAGGUCCACCAGUCUUGCAAUAAUGAUGAAAGUUUGGCUAGCCCGGGUAAUACUAAAGCUACGAUUUACACAGCUCAAGUAAUAGAAGCCCUACAGACUCAAGUUACCGUAAAUUCUACGACACAUACCGUUGCAGAAAUGUUGCAAACGCAUAGCACUGGAGUAUAUUCUUCCAUUCUAUCUACGCACCCAUUUUUACACAUGCAUACAACCACAGCAGCACCACUGACAUUCUCAAAAGAUUCCGCAAGUCUAAUUGAAAACGAUCGGACCCUUGAAAUUCACAUGCAACCAACAAACUGGGGUGCAUCAAAAAAUCAAACAUACAUUAGUCGAUGGGAUAUGUUGAUAAACGGAUUAAAGGCACGUUAUAAUCAUAGAAGUCAUCCCAGCAGCCAAAUUGUUCUCAGUGGAACUGAACAAAGAAAACAUUACACUAUAUCACCUGGUGGAAAUUUUGGACCUGUUGAAGUGGGUCUAGAUCGGGAUGGCAGUCCUUUUGCCAUAAGAAGAAUACAGAAGGAAGAUAGUCGACUAAUUUUACCUUCCUUAGCCUCUGUGCUCUCCUUUAGACAUAACCAUCUGCUACCGUAUCUGAUAUGCAUGGACGGUGGUACAGAAAUAAUUCUUGGCACACCACUGUGUGAGUACAAUCUUGGAGAAUAUUUGAUGUUUCUGAAAAUGAGUGCGGGACUAAAACAACGAUCGUUAGUACUCGUGAAACAAUUUUUGGCAGGACUAAGUUUUUUACACAGUCACAACGUGCCUGUUAUCCAUGGAAACAUCAAGCCAUCAAAUUUGAUGAUUGAUCGAGCAGGAGUACUGAGAUUAGCUGAAUUUGGUUUAUGGAAAUCUUUAUAUUGGUGUAGCCGUCCACCAAGUUCGUCUAUGAUUUGGUUUGCGAGGGAAAGUUAUGAGGCAUAUGAAGAUGGGGAAUCGUUCAACUGCACUUGUGCCACAGACAUACAGGUGUCUGGUAUGAUGGUGCACUUUAUAUUAACUGGUGGCCUUCACCCUUUUGGUACUCAAACCGGUGAAAUAAUUGAGAGUAUUAUAAAGGGAUAUCCAAGAAUUCAAUAUGAUGACUGUGAAAUCAGCGAUCUUAUGUCAUGGAUGUUGGUAUUUGACCCGGUGGAUCGUCCAUCCAUCAAUCAAAUUCUUACGCAUGUUUGUUUCUGGGAUACGAAAAAGAAAUGGUCAUUCCUACUUGCUUGUGCUGGAAUCACUGCCGAUGGUACAGAUCUGCCACUUCCAUUAGAUGCAGUACAUGGAGAUUUGGAAGCCAAAGCUGUAGCCCAGCAAGUUCCGGGGGACUGGUUGUCGGCGGUGCAAACACAGUUUCCCACAUUGAUGAUAAAUGAAGAUGAAUACUCGGAUUCACCAACAGGGCUACUAGUAUUUGUGAGAAAGCUAUUGAAAUCGAAGCCAACACCUUGCCCAUCCACCAUCCAGAAGUUUUUCAUGGGCGCAUUUCCUACGCUACCUCUGUCGCUUUAUCGUCUUCUGGAAACAACCCAGUGGCUGUCUCACCCUGUAUUCACACCUUUUUUCAAACUAUAA
Athalia rosae (coleseed sawfly) is the source of this 4221-nucleotide messenger RNA. RefSeq lists its product as uncharacterized. The transcript has 8 exons. Bases 70 to 4221 code for a protein of 1383 amino acids. Gene Ontology annotation, molecular function: RNA endonuclease activity; ATP binding; protein serine/threonine kinase activity. The record is from RefSeq and is a predicted model, not a curated record. Gene Ontology annotation, biological process: IRE1-mediated unfolded protein response; protein phosphorylation; intrinsic apoptotic signaling pathway in response to endoplasmic reticulum stress. Lineage: Eukaryota; Metazoa; Arthropoda; Insecta; Hymenoptera; Athaliidae. Gene Ontology annotation, cellular component: IRE1-TRAF2-ASK1 complex.